AUGAUACAAAUAUUAAUUGGUGUUGUCGUUGCUCUAGUAUUACUAUCAUUAUUCAAAAAGAAUGUCCCUGGCACUCCACCAAUGAUCGGAAAGAUCCCAUUGAUUGGAUGUUUCUACCAGUUCGCCACUGACCCACUGGGAUUGGUGAAGAGAUCGUACGAGGCGGCCGGUGACGCCUUCACACUCUAUCUGAUGGGUUUCAAGAUGACCUUUUUGGUCGGACCUGAGGCACAGUCUGUGUUCUUUCGUGGUACCGACGAGGAGCUGAGCCCAAAGGAAGCCUACCGUUUCGUCACACCCGUGUUUGGUCCAGGCGUCGUCUACGACUCGCCAACCGAGGUCAUGUAUGAGCAGCUUCGUUUCGUCAAGAAUGGUCUCGUCCUCGGACAACUCAAGAAGGCCGUCGGUAUCAUCACCGAAGAGACCGAGAAGUUCCUCGAGGAGAAGUGGGGAGACUCUGGUGAGGUUGACUUGUUGACCGAAAUGAACAAUUUGACAAUCUUAACUGCCUCACGUUGUCUUAUGGGCAAGGAUAUUAACUCUGCAUUGGGAAAGCAAUCAAACUUGGCCGAUUUGUACCAUGAGUUGGAGGAAGGAUUGAACCCAAUCUCGUUCUUCUUCCCAAAUCUUCCAUUGCCAUCGUUUGCCAAGCGUGAUGCUGCCCGUGCAAAGGUGGCAGCCAUCUUUGAUUCGAUCAUCAAGGAGCGCAGAAAGUGCAAUGAGGAGCGUGACGAUGUGCUCCAGGUGCUCAUGACCAGCAAAUACAAGGACGGCUCGCAGCUUGACGACGAGAAGAUCGUCGGUCUGAUGAUUGGUCUGCUGUUUGCCGGCCAGCACACCUCGUCGAUCACCUCGACUUGGACCGGCUACUACAUGUUCAACAACCCAGAGUACCACGACGAGGUGUUGCGCGAGAUCCAGAGCAUCCACGUCGACGAGUUCAACGGUGAGAUCUGCUUCGAUGGCCUUCGCAAGAUGAACCGUCUCGAGACCAUUGUUCGCGAGGUCCUCCGUCUGCACCCUCCCUUGAUCUUCUUGAUGCGCAAGGUAAUGGAGCCCAUCCAGUACAAGGACUACACCAUCCCGGCCGGCCAUCUGGUUGCCGUGUCGCCCGCCGUCGGCAUGCGUCUCGAGUCAGUGUUCAAGAACGCUAACGAGUUUGAUCCAAAGCGUUUCGACGCCGAUCGUGCCGAGGACAAGACACCAUUCUCCUACAUUGCCUUUGGCGGUGGCAAGCACGGCUGUCCCGGCGAGAACUUUGGCAUCCUCCAGAUCAAGACCAUCUGGUCCGUACUCCUCCAGAAGUAUGACCUCGACAUUGGUUCCAUCCCCCAGCCAGACUACUCUAGUUUGGUUGCUGGUCCCAAGGCACCAUGCAAGAUCAGAUACACCAAGAAGUCAAAGAAGUAA
Messenger RNA from Acytostelium subglobosum LB1, 1410 nucleotides. RefSeq lists its product as hypothetical. The transcript has 3 exons. The record is from RefSeq and is a predicted model, not a curated record. NCBI's taxonomy places the organism in Eukaryota, Evosea, Eumycetozoa, Acytosteliales, Acytosteliaceae. Gene Ontology annotation, molecular function: oxidoreductase activity, acting on paired donors, with incorporation or reduction of molecular oxygen; iron ion binding; monooxygenase activity. Bases 1 to 1410 code for a protein of 469 amino acids.